This is a messenger RNA of Scophthalmus maximus (turbot), 3206 nucleotides long. RefSeq lists its product as uncharacterized. Bases 357 to 2123 code for a protein of 588 amino acids. The record is from RefSeq and is a predicted model, not a curated record. The transcript is spliced from 14 exons. Gene Ontology annotation, biological process: positive regulation of hippo signaling. Gene Ontology annotation, cellular component: cytoskeleton; cytoplasmic side of apical plasma membrane. NCBI's taxonomy places the organism in Eukaryota, Metazoa, Chordata, Actinopteri, Pleuronectiformes, Scophthalmidae.
UUUCAGGUACUCAGGAGAGUUCACCCCCCACGACACCUGGAAGUGGUAUGACCCACUCACCAGAGCUUCACGGGGGUUGCGGAACGUACAACGAGCAAUGGAGAGGAGGAGACAGGCCGGUGCCCUCGCCGCGUCUGUCAUGUUCUUAUUCGGAUAAAAGAGACAAAAGAAGAAAAAAAAGAAGCUUCAAGAAGACGAAGUCCGAAGUGUGAACUGGUUUUCGCCUCCUGUGAUAUGAUGAUACAAUAUGGACAAGCUGCCCUGGAACAGAUAAAAAGUGAAGGCUAGAGACAGCGAGGGGGAAAUUGAAGCAGUAUCACAGUGAGAGCACCUAUCGCAGACGUACAGAAGACAUCAUGUCCACCUCGGUAAAGCAGGAGAGAACCAUUUGUGUUCUCCUCCCCAACAAAGAGCAAAUGGACAUCACAGUCAGGCCAAAGUCCACGGGGCAGGAUGUUUUCAAUCGUGUGGCGGAGCUCCUCGGAGUCAAAGAGCUGUACUUCUUUGGCCUCACAGUGGUGAGGGACAAUGAGCACAUAUUUCUAGAUAUGGAGGAGAAACUGACCAAGUACUUUCCCAAGGAAUGGAGGCAAGAUUCAGGAAAGGCACUACAGAAGAGACCUUUGCCUCUAGUACUCUGCCUCAAAGUGCAGUACUAUGUGGAGAACGGUCGACUCAUUUGUGAACGGAAGGCACGGCAUCUUUACUACUCAGAUUUGCGCGAGCGCGUGCUUCGCUCUGAAUGUCGUCAGCAAGAGGAGGUUUACUUCCAGCUGGCGGGUUACGCCCUGCAGGCUGACCUCGGUGACCACCCGCUGCCCAGGGAGUGCACAGAGAUCACCCCUUACUUUGAACCCAAGGAUUACUUUCCCCCCUGGAUUGUAGCUAAGCGUGGCGUGAACUACCUCGUCUGCCACGGGCCCAAAGUGCAUCAGGAGCUGUGGGGCAUGUCUAGCCGUGACGCCAUCUUGCUCUUCCUCAGGGAGUCUUGUCGACUGGAGGACGUACCUGUCACGUUUUACAGACUGCAAAAGGACAAAAAGGAGGAGAGGGGAACGGCGUUGCUCGGUCUGACCCUGCGAGGAAUGCAGGUUUAUCAGGAGGUUAACAACAUGCGACAGCUGCUGUAUAACUUUCCCUGGUCAAACGUGGGACGUCUCACCUUCCUGGGUAAGAAAUUCGAGAUCCAGCCAGAUGGCUUGCCAUCAGCUAGGAAGCUGGUUUACUACACCGGCUCAUCGUUCCGCUCUCGCCACCUCCUCUUGCACCUGAGCAGCAGCCAUCGCCUCUACCUCAGCCUCCAGCCCUCCCUCAAACACCUGCGGCAGCUGGAGGAGAGCGAAGAGAAAAAGCGUUACAGAGAAUCGUACAUCAGUGAUGACCUGGACUUGGACCCUCCCGGCAGUGAGAGCAGCCCCGGUCUGUCUCGUCACUCAACCAGCAGCUCUGGAAUCGAAGCUGACGCCCGCCAGCACAGCAUCUCCACAGAGAUGGCCUCCAUGGAGGAAGACAGUCAGCGGCAAAGACAGCAGUGUUUCAGCUUGGCAGUCUGCCGCGGCAGCUCGUGUACCUCCGGGUUCGAUGCCGGCAGUAAGACUCGAAAAAAAGAUGAAGGGUGGCGAGAAGAAGUGAUCAAGACCAGCAUCGGAAGUCCGAAGGAGGUUCUUGUGGACGAUCCCGAUGAGAUGUUCCAGUUGGCUGAUCUUCUUGAAGGGGUGUCAGUGGAUUGUGCAGAACUCCCCUUAGACACUCCCUCAUCAGAAAACAAAAUGCCUUCCCCAGACAGUGAUGAAUAUGUUGGGAGAUUACACACUGAAGAUAUUUUAAAACAGAUGCUGAAAUCGAGGGCGCACGUUUGCGUGGAUCGGCACAGCCACAGUCUAGACGACAUCAGGCUCUUCCCCCCUCCGGCGCCCCUGGGGACGACAUUGCCGCCUGAUUCCUCCCACAGCUACACCUUUGGGUUCCCAGGUCUCUCUACAAACCCAAAGACCCCUGUUGAUAGCAGUUAUUUCCCCCUUUUGCACUGCCAAGCCAAACCUUCAUUCUACGGCCGCAGGUCUACCAACAGCCUUUCUCUGGACAUGUUAGGCGACGAACAUUUCCUGGAAUUCUUACUUUGAGUGUGUGAAGCGCUGAUGUCCAUGAAUACGCCUGUUCUCUUCCUUCAUUUAUGGUGCAACUAGACUUAUAGGUUGCCAACACAUGAAUGUCUGUUUUCUGUGCGGUGGUGAUUAAAAUGAGGGUGUGCAUCAAUUUGCAGAGAGACGUAACUGAAAAUGACGGGAACCCUCACUCCCUUUAAAGCUGUGGAUUAGACAACAGAUCUAAUCAAGCAACACUUCAAUCAGAAACAAACCAGAGCAUAUUUAUUAAUGUUGUAUAUUGUGUACACACGACUUGCACUAUUUUAUUACAUUUCAUCUUCUUUGAGCAAAAGCAUUUUAAUCAGUUUCAUUGUCUUUUGUAAAGUUUAUGCUGUUCUGAAAUGUCUGAAAUAUCUGAGUAGGUUAGGGUUGUGGGCAUAAAGUUUGACAGUAACGGAUGUUUUGAAAUUCAGAAAAUGGGACUUACAUUACUUUUAUCAGCCUUUUCUUUUUUUUACGGAAACACUUUCUUUUUCUUUCCUCCGUCUCCAGAAGCCAUGAUGCUAAUGUUUGUGCUCAUGUAUUCCCUCGUCCUAUAUUUUUUUAAACCGUAUUUUAUAUUGUACUCUAUUUUUGUACAGUGUGCUCUGUCAUGCAUUUCCUAUUAGUCUGCCACAGCAAUGUAGCUGCUGAUGUGGAAAAUUGAACUCUUUUACAGCGGGUAACGCAUUCAUCCAAAGCUCCCCCCAUUUGAUACUCUCCUCCUGCUUUUCAUAAUUACAACAGAAAAGUAUUAUUUGUAAAGUGCUAUUUCUGUAACCAGCUAGUGUGUAAUGAAUCUGCAGUAUUUUUGCAUUACGCAACCUCCCACCGAACAAAGAGCCUUUCAGUCAUUUUUGUUUUGACAUUAUUUUCACCGUUUUGUGAAUGAUAAUUAUGCAAAAAUAACCGAUGUCUUUAGCCAACAUGAUGUCACUGGAAAAGAAUGUCAGCCUUUAAAUACUCAAUGCCAAUAAUGUAUGUGAAUAACUGACUGUUAAACCACAACACUGAAAAAUUAAUUUAAUCUAUAGCACCCUUUUUUUAUCAUAGUGAAAAUAAAUUCUUAAUACCACUAAA